AUGGCGCUACCAGAGUUUGAAAGCAUUUUUAAUAUUGCGUGGAAUGCUGUGGAUGAGAAACAGCACGGUUUUAUAUACGCCAAGGAUAUGCCUGAAUUAAUUCAGCGCUUGAACACAAUUGCAAAUACUAGCCUUACUACUAAGUCGAAUGAUGAGGCAAUCUUGAGUUACGCAAACCAGAAUCCCUUCUACAAGCUAGAUAAGGAUGAGUUUAAUGUCAAAUUUCAGUCACUAGUAGGAACAAGUUUAAAUACAGCGAUGGAGAUGGCUAACUUUAGUGAUACAAAACCACGGUUAUUCGGCUCAAUCAGGCGGCAGAGUAUAGCAGGAGACGACCAAAUAAAGGAUGAACUAUUAAAAAAGAGCAUGGAAAUAGAAAAACUACAGUCGGAAAUAAAUGACUGGAAGGGUAAAUACCAGUUUUUGGAGCGCGAGUUCAUGUUUUACCAAACUCAUCACAAGUCCAUAUCGGACUCUACUCAACAUGAAUUCAUUAUAAGCGAAAUGAAACGCACGAUUGAAGACCAGACUAAAAUGAUAUCAAAACUUAAAUUAGAAAUACAAGGAACCCCAAUCAAAAAACCAUCAAUAAGCACUACUAAAAGCGACGUAUUGCGCCAUUUAAGCAAACGCGGACUCGUAUUUUUGCUGCGUUCGCCGAGGAUUGCACUGGCAAUAGCUGUGCUAACUUAUAUGUUAUGGUACAUGAUUGUCUCGAUGUCGGCUGGCGCCAAUAGUAGUCAGGUAGGUGUUUACCAUCCGCCAAGUCAAUCUUGGUGGGAACGCAGUAAUGUGAUCAGCGCUUUUUACUGGUAUCUGACAGACAAAUUCGAGUCGAACCAAGUUAUCAACGAUACAGUAAAAGAUAAGGUCAGUGCUAAUUAUAAUAUUGCAUUUGAACUAUAA
Eremothecium sinecaudum is the source of this 906-nucleotide messenger RNA. It is a transcript of the gene MPS2, whose product is annotated as Mps2p. Gene Ontology annotation, biological process: spindle pole body duplication; protein localization to spindle pole body. The record is from RefSeq and is a predicted model, not a curated record. The coding region runs from base 1 to 906 and encodes 301 amino acids. Lineage: Eukaryota; Fungi; Ascomycota; Saccharomycetes; Saccharomycetales; Saccharomycetaceae. The transcript has a single exon.